This is a messenger RNA of Gongylonema pulchrum, 468 nucleotides long. The record is from the annotation of a GenBank genome assembly. NCBI's taxonomy places the organism in Eukaryota, Metazoa, Nematoda, Chromadorea, Rhabditida, Gongylonematidae.
AUGGAAAGUUGGUUGCGCUCAUCGAGCGGUAACAUUCGUCUGAUAACGCUGAAUGCUGGUAACAGUGCGGUACCGGCGUACGUGCAUCGCAGCAGCGGUGUAGUGGAGGAGACGGUCACAUCACUUGCUAUGGACUGGAUGACUGGCAAGCUGUAUGUUGGUGUGGAGACGGUGAAUAUGCAUAAUGCUGGCCGAGUGGAGGUCUGUCCACUGGAUGGUCAGUCCAGCUGUGCUGUUGUACUCCAUUCCACCGCUGAAAAUCAAAAUUUCCCUAUUGAUGCGCUUCAUUCAUUGGUUCUCGACCCUGUUGACGGCUACAUGUACUGGUUAAAUCGUGUGCACAAACGAAUUGAACGGGCCUGGAUGGAUGGCCGACAUCACGAUCCACAUUGUUUCAAAGAUGACACCACCGAUGUUAUUGCAACCUCUGCGUUGACACUUGAGCAGGUGUGUUUGCAUGACUUCUGA